CCCUCAACUUCUUCAGAGUAGUUACCAGAAGUGUUAACCACCAGUUCCACUACCUGCUGGAUAGUAAGAGGUCGGUUGUUAUAGACGCGCACCGCGUUGCGGUAAUCGAAAGGCGAUCAAUUGAAACAGAUAAUCGUAAAAUAAACGAGAAGAAAGAACACUUUGCAUAUUGUUAUCGGAAUGAUAAUACAGUUUCGCCGAUGCACUUCCAAUUGCGAAUAGCCCGGCUCCGAACUUGAUAGUCGACAAGUGGAUAACAGUUUCAAUUUCACUGUAGAUAUAUAUUUAUGAUAUAUUAGCACAAUUUCCAUUCGAUUCGGACUGAGAAAUAUGUACUUCGGAAUCUAAACUUGUACGCCCACGUCUCUCUCCUAAUCACUGAUUAUAUUCACAUGAUAGGAAUUAACGAGGAUUAAAUCAUCAAAAUAAAACUAAUUCAAAGAUGUUUUGUCCGUGGAAAUGUUCCGGUCGUUUCAUCACGAAAGUCUGCGCGGCUACCGUCCUUUGGAGCUUGAUCAUCCUGAUAGUGUUCCAGCUUCGGACGACGAUCGACGUGAAUGUGCCUCAUCUGAACAGCAGACUGCUUCUGCAGAAGCGCCACGAUCCGCUGACGCGGCACGCCGAUUCCACCACGGAGGGCAUCGAUCAAGAUCCUUUCAUCGACAAGAGCCCAAGCCUAUCCGAGGAUAAGCUAGUCCAAGAGAUCCAAGAUCGGAUGCCCACGCUUCCGAUUGUUUACUGGAACAAGCACAAGAACAAACCGAUGGGUUUGAACAGCACUUGCGCCCGUUUUCCCAGCAUGUUCGAUCUGGAAUUCAACAACCUCUAUUGGCAAACUCUGAGGACGUCGAACGGAACCUUCCAAUUGUUCGGAGCGUACCUCGACAAGAGACAACAGAAUCGAUUGGGACCGACGGUACGAGUACUAGGUAUGAUCGAUAGGAUCGAACCCACAGUUGUCACCUAUUGCCAGUUUUGGUUCGAAGGAAAGAAGGAACCUGUGAUUACGAAGAGUUUUGAGUAUAAAUACAUUUGGUACAAGAAAUGGGGAAACUACAAGCAGGGUAUCUAUCAGCCUUAUUUGAUUGCUUGCGUUUUACCGCAAGGCUACAAAGAGAAAAUUCCUGCUUCGAUUUCUAUCGUGGAGAAGCAGUGCGAUAAUUCCACGAACAAUUUGCGCGUGAUUUAUGAACGACCGGCGAAGAAAAAAGACUUUGCCGUAUGCGUCAAGGGCUUGGACUUUUUGCACGAGGAUUUAUCCGUGCGUCUGGUGGAAUGGAUAGAGCUGCUCAAUAUCUUAGGUGCCGAUAAGGUAUUCUUUUACGAGUUGCAGACGCAUCCGAACAUCAGCAAAAUCUUGAGGCAUUAUCAGCAAGAAGGUAAAGUGCAUGUGACGCCCAUCAGUUUGGCCGGAGGACAACCGAACGCUCCGGCGUUUCAGCAUCUGUACCUAACGAAAAAGACGAACAACAAGCGCCAGAAUGAGCUGAUCCCUUACAACGACUGCUUCUACAAGCACAUGUACGAGUACAAGUACAUAGCGCUGCUCGAUAUCGACGAGGUGAUAAUGCCGAAAGACGUGAAUUCUUGGUCCGAAUUGAUGGAUAUCGUUCUACCAAAAGCUUUGAAGAUCAACAAAGAGGAACGGGCUUCGUACAACGUACGAAACGUGUACUUCCUCGACGAUCUUCUGCACGAUCACGGAUGGUUCAAGGAGAUCCCCAAGUACAUGCACAUGCUGCAGCACGUAUACCGUGCGAAGAACUUCACCAAACCCGGGCAGUACGUCAAGUGCUUCCACAACACCGAGAAGGUGCUCACUCUGCACAACCACUUCCCACUCUCCUGUCUAGGAAGCUCCUGCACCUCGUACCCAAUAGAGACCAACGACGCCCAGCUGCAUCACUACAGAGCGGAUUGCGUGAAGACUUUGAAGAAAAGCUGCGAGGAGUACAGGAAGACCAGUGUUAUGGACACGACGAUAUGGAAGUACAAAGACGCGCUCGUGAACAGGGUUUCCACAACCCUGAGGACUCUAGGUUAUUUCACCGAUACGGGAAAACGAUGAUAUUCCCACAACACGAUUUACAUAACAUUUAAAAAUAUUGUUGUUUCUUCAACCAUUCUAUAGCGAUCAACAACAACAAAAAAGAAAGAAAAUAAUGUAAAGAAAUUUGCUCAAUUUGCUAUCUUGUGUGAUCAUAUCUGGCGUUAAUCCAGUCAAUUCAACUAUUCCUUCUCCUUAAUCUCAUCAACUAAGAUGAGAUGUCGUCAAAAGGCGAGUUAAAAAUAUUAAGCGAGACAGAGAAAGAAAAUAAAAUAAAAGUGGUUUUAGAAUUUUUGUAUGUGAUAUAAAUAAUGUCCUGUGAAUUCGGCGUCUCUUCCUGAGAAUAAAUCCGAGCACAACGGUGUAAAUAGUUUAUUAAGAGAAAAAAAAAUGAGUUAAUUUUUGUUCCCCGUAUUAUUUCUUCGAAUUUCUGUUAACAAUAUUUAUUUUCUCAAAUUUUUGCCCCUAGUUUGUACACUAGACUUAGGCCAACUAUUAUUAUUAUUAUUAUUUUCUGUGUAUCCUGUAAGAAUUAAUUACGUAUUCUUAGACUGAUAUAUUAUUAUUAUUAU
This is a messenger RNA of Nicrophorus vespilloides, 2619 nucleotides long. RefSeq lists its product as uncharacterized. The record is from RefSeq and is a predicted model, not a curated record. The transcript is spliced from 4 exons. Lineage: Eukaryota; Metazoa; Arthropoda; Insecta; Coleoptera; Silphidae. Bases 443 to 2068 code for a protein of 541 amino acids.